ACGGAGCAACAGCUCUUAGAGACCAGCGAGGGUUUCUGCAGGAAGAAGAGGGGGAUUUGGAAAAGGACCAGCCACAAUGACGGACAGAAGCCCCUUCGAAACGGACAUGCUCACCCUCACCCGCUAUGUGAUGGAAAAGGGGCGUCAGGCGAAAGGGACAGGGGAGCUCACGCAGCUGCUGAACUCCAUGCUGACGGCCAUCAAGGCCAUCUCCUCGGCCGUGCGCAAGGCCGGCCUGGCCAACCUGUAUGGGAUUGCGGGAAGUGUGAACGUGACAGGGGAUGAGGUGAAGAAACUGGAUGUGUUGUCCAACUCCCUGGUGAUCAACAUGCUCCAGUCCUCCUACAGCACCUGUGUACUGGUCUCAGAAGAGAAUAAAGAGGCCAUAAUCACCGCCAAGGACAAGAGGGGCAAGUAUGUGGUCUGCUUUGACCCCCUGGAUGGCUCGUCCAACAUCGACUGCCUGGCCUCCAUUGGGACCAUCUUCGCCAUCUACAGAAAGACCUCAGAGGAGGAGCCUUCGGAGAAGGAUGCCCUGCAGCCAGGCCGCAAUAUCGUGGCCGCGGGCUAUGCCCUCUACGGCAGUGCCACCCUGGUGGCUCUUUCCACCGGGCAAGGAGUGGACCUCUUCAUGCUUGACCCAGCUCUUGGUGAAUUUGUUCUGGUAGAAAAAGAGGUCAAAAUCAAAAAGAAAGGAAAUAUUUACAGCCUCAAUGAGGGCUACGCCAAGUAUUUUGACGCUGCCACCACGGAAUAUGUGCAGAAAAAGAAAUUUCCUGAGGACAGCGGGCCUCCCUAUGGGGCCAGGUAUGUGGGUUCCAUGGUGGCCGAUGUGCACCGCACCCUGGUCUAUGGAGGGAUCUUCCUAUACCCAGCGAACCAGAAAAAUCCCAAGGGCAAGCUCCGGCUCCUGUACGAGUGCAAUCCUGUGGCCUUCAUCAUUGAGCAGGCGGGGGGCUUGGCGACCACAGGCACCCAGCCGGUAUUGGACGUGAAGCCCGAGGCCAUUCACCAACGAGUCCCCCUUAUUCUGGGGUCCCCGGAUGAUGUGCAGGAAUAUCUCACCUGUGUACAGAGAAACCAGGCAGGCAAGUAGUGAGUUUGACCCUGCAAGCCCUCUUCUUUGAGUCUUGUCCUCUGUAUGAAGAACCCUAAACGACUGAUAGGCAGAAACAGUGGUGAUGAGUCACAACAGGCCAGUCCACCCAACCACAAACAGAAGAGCAGCAUCAAACUGCUCAGGACAGGUCUAGAGGCCAGAGGAGACUCUGUCCUCAGUGCACAUGGCUAAGAAUAA
Messenger RNA from Eptesicus fuscus (big brown bat), 1297 nucleotides. RefSeq names its product fructose-bisphosphatase 2 (gene FBP2). Gene Ontology annotation, cellular component: cytoplasm; cytosol. The record is from RefSeq and is a predicted model, not a curated record. The coding region runs from base 77 to 1096 and encodes 339 amino acids. Gene Ontology annotation, biological process: fructose metabolic process; fructose 1,6-bisphosphate metabolic process; sucrose biosynthetic process. Gene Ontology annotation, molecular function: fructose 1,6-bisphosphate 1-phosphatase activity. NCBI's taxonomy places the organism in Eukaryota, Metazoa, Chordata, Mammalia, Chiroptera, Vespertilionidae. The transcript is spliced from 7 exons.